Messenger RNA from Symbiodinium sp. CCMP2592, 1509 nucleotides. NCBI's taxonomy places the organism in Eukaryota, Dinophyceae, Suessiales, Symbiodiniaceae. The record is from the annotation of a GenBank genome assembly.
AUGUUCCGACGGGGCAGAGGCUUGAGAGUGGAUGGGGACUUCGAGAAUUCUCACGAUCUGAUUUUGUUGGAGGGGGCUUCCGAAGUCCGGAACAAUGAGCUAUUCGACGGCGGAUUCGACGUCCGCGACAUGACCUUCCGCCACGGAGGAGAUUUUGUAGGGUUGACGCAGAAGCUUCACUACAUCAAAGGCCUUGGUUGCCGGGGGGUUUGGAUCUCACCGGUCUUCCAGAACGGUUUCAACAGCUACCAUCAGUAUGCCCAGUUGGACUUCACCACCCUGGAUAUGCGGCUUGGAACGCUGGAGGAGCUGCGCAAGCUGACAACCACUGCGCACGACCUCGGGAUGUACGUCAUCGUGGAUGUGGUGAUGAACCACAUGGCCAACGAGUUCUACUUCGAAGGCCACGCGGAGAGUGAGGCGCCCUGGCGCUUUCACGAGAACCGAAACGAGCGGGAGUACCGGCUGAUGACCCGGAAGCCAGAGAACAUGUUGUACGACACCCCCCAAGGGAAGCAGCCGUAUCUGGACUUCUACUACGACAACACCUGGGAUCCGAACGCCACCUACAACGGCACGCUCUACGGCCAGUUCGGCGAGUGGGUCGAUGACGAUGGCUCUCUGGGUUUUGGGACCUAUCUCGCCUCGGACUUCCACCACAACGGUGACUUGAUCGACUACUUCGAUCCAUGGCAGAUCAACUAUGGAAAGAUCUACGGUGUCAUGGAUGACUUGCGACUGGAGCAUGCUCGGGUGCAGCAAAAGUACAUCGCCAUGACGAAGGCUCUGAUUGAGAGCGCAGACGUCGACGGCUAUCGUGUGGACACGCCGAUGCAGGUGCCUUUGAACUUCUAUAAAGUCUGGGCGCCUGCGAUGAGAGCGCAUGCCAAGUCUCUGGGAAAGGAGCGGUUCGGCAUCUUCGGUGAGUUCUACGUAACUCCGGCCCGGUAUGCAACGAUGACAGGAAGAGGCAGGGACAACACCAUGUACGGCCAAGCCAGAUACAUUGACGACAUUUCCACCCUGAAGGGAGGCAUUGUGUAUCCGUAUUACUGGUACAUCUUCACAUCUAUGGUCUACAACGAUGCGCAGUAUGCCGACGGUCUUGCGUUGGCAUACAAGGAGGAGAACAAGAUGAUCGACAUCUUUGACCCAACAACGGGCCGAAACGAGUAUGCCAUGUGGACCUUCUGCAACAACCACGACAACUGGCGUAUGCAAAGUAUGACGGGGAAGGCUCACUUCCACAUGUGCCUAGCGGUGAUUACCUUCUGGCCUGGUGUGCCCUUACACUACGCAGGUGACGAGCAAGACUUCGACACCCCUGGAUCUGCUUUGGAUGGCUGGUCCCGUGAGGAGCUGAGCGCUUCGUUGGCCUGGCGUGCCGUGCCCACUCAACCAGGCGGAAAUCCUGCCGACGGCGAUAAUUUCGACAUGACCAAAGCUUCAUAUCGUUACAUCGCCCGUCUCAAUGGUUUGAGGGACGCGCAGCUUGGCAACAGCAUGUGA